GGGGAACGGCUACCGCGCGACUCGCGUCGCUUGCACUCCGAGCUCAGUUUCUCACCCGCGCUCGUUGUGAACGCACGCGCGCUCUACUCAGUGAACGAAACGUGUAUCCAAUUUAAACUUGUGACAAAACUUAGUACACGGACGUGAGUCUUAAGUGGAUCUCAGUGCAGUGUCAGUGACGUUCCAUUAUGAAUGUGUGCUUUAUGUGCUGAAACUAAUUAUCGUGAGUUUCUGGAAACUUAAGCCGAUGGUCCUCUUGAAUAGUAACAUGAAAAUAAAUGGUUCGAGAUAAUUAGAGUUCAGAAUGACCAUAGACAGAGCUGGAAGACCGCCUGCGCCGCGGCGGGCCUCCUCAACCUACAGAAGCUACGAUGAACUCGGGAUCAUCGACAGAGGAAGACCGCUUCGGUACCGCCACGGUGGCAUAGAAGACCUCACAGGCUUGGAGUCCAGAACCUACAGAACAUACAACGCACAGGACUUCGACGACAUCACUGUAAUCAGCUCCGAAGAGGUCCCAAAACCUAAAAAGAAAACUAUGGAAGGUUUCGCAAACGGUUUCAGAAGAACGUUUUCCGUGCGAAGCAGAAGAGAGGAACCUGAAGGGAUUCCAAUGGACACAUUUAGUACUCAUGAGGAUAAUUUUGCAACAGUCAGAGGAGCGCCUUUCGGAAGGCGUCGCUCCUUGUCUCGUGAUAGAGGAAGCUCUUUACUUGCCAGGAGUUCUUCGGAAGGGGAUGUCAGGCCAGUGCCUGCUCGGGCGCCAGCGCCGGCGCCCCGUCUCCACCGCUGUCUUCGCGCUCUGGGCGGUAGCUGGAAGAAUCUUUUACUACUGGGCGGAAUGUCCCGCGGCGGCGCCGCCGCCGGCAAGACGGCCACGGCGAAGCGCGUCCCGCCGCCCGCCGUGCCCGGCGACGCGUUCAGCCCGCAGCACCGACAUUCAGGAUCCUCGUUCGGCUCGCAGGGCUACGCGUCGUGCGAGGAGCAGCCCUACCCGCAGCCGCCUGACACGCCGUCCCACACACGAGAUGACCACUCCGACUACGGUAGCACCGUGUCCGGGGUCUCCGGCGUCUCGGGCGCCAGUGGGAGCCUGGGCAAGAGCCCCGCAGGCGGGGGCACGUUCACGUUCCCGCCGCCGUCGCAGCCCCUCACGCAUAAGGCGGCGGUGUACUACCACCAUCAGCUCGCGCUCAGCGACGACCAGGGGAUUGACAUGACGCAGAGCCCAGGCCGCGACAGCCCCGGUUCUUCAUCAGGCUCGGCCGGCUCCGGAUCCAGGCACUCUUCAGCAUCACUGGACAGCGGACGCGCGUCAGGCCGCAUGCCACACCACCACCACGCGGCUUGCCACUGUGGAGACACUGCUGACCGGGUUAGGGCUAUGAUCGCUCAGGGGCUACCUGACCCUGACAUUAUCCACGCAUGGCUAGCAGACCUCCAGAUGGAAGAAUACGCGCGCCUCUUCAUCGAAGCCGGCUACGACCUGCCCACGGUGACACGGAUGACCCCUGAGGACCUCACGGCGGUGGGCAUCAAGAAGCCUAAUCAUAGGAAGCGGUUAAAGGCAGAGCUCGCUAAUCUGAAUGUGCCGGACAACCUUCCUGAUUAUAUACCGGGCUCUUUAGAAGAAUGGCUGCGACUGCUAAGGCUGGAGGAGUACGGGCCAGCGCUCGUAGCGCAGGGGUAUCGUACCGUCCAUGACGUCACACAACUUGCUUGGGAGGAUCUAGAAGACAUGGGUAUAGUUCGUCUCGGACACCAAAAGAAAAUCCUCCUGGCCAUCAAAAGAGUAAAAGAUAUUAGAGCGGGAAAAAGAAGCAUCAGCACCCAAGGGUCCCUGGACUUCACUAGAAUACAACCCGGACAGGAUUUAUAUCCGAGGGAGCUGCAUUACCAGCCUUGGCAGACACAUGAGAGGAGUUACCAUAAACCUCCCGAUCUUACCUUUGACGCCCUACCGACGCCCCUAUGUGGCACUGAUUUGGUCCCCAUUCAGAUCCGUCAUCCGCGCGGCAAAUCUCUAGAAAGCCUCGAAGAUCCAUCGGAGCGGUCUUCCCACACGACCUUCUCGCCGGAGGGCUUCUACUACGGCGCGGGGCAAUGGCGCCGCUCCUACGACGACGGCGACAUCACUCCCACUAACGACAGCUACGAGGGCGGCGGCACUCUGCCGCGCCCGAGAGGACUCGUCCGUCCGCGGCCCGUCGCUAAGAUCGCAGCCACACCGGCGUACAGAGAAAAAUCCCCCGACUACACUUACGACGAGAUCGCGUACUCCGCGCGGUUACAGCGCGUAGCGUACGGCGCGAGUCCGCACGUGGCCCGGAAACCUCCCCCCGACCCGCCGAAACGCCAGUCCUCCCAGUACGCUCCUUUCUCCCGCUUCGGGCAGACGACGGUGGAGAUUCAUCCGGAGAAGAGCCUGCCGCUGAGCCUGCCGGCGUACCCGAGCUCGGACUCGCUGUCGGUGUCGCUGGACAGCACGGGGCUGCUGCCGCCGCCGCCCGCGCCCGCCAGCCCGCCGCGCCGCUACGACGACGACAAGAUCCGGACCGGCUCCGAUGCUAGCUUUAAGUCAAGUUCGAGUACAGAAUCGGAUAGCAUUCCAUUCGCGAACGAGAACGCGGGAACGAUAAAGCAGAACCGCGGCCAAAUCGCCGGCCGGCCGCACACGGUCGAUUACGGCCGAACGGGCAUCGGGCUCGCCAACCUCCCGCCGCGAAACCCUGACAUCAAGCCUACCACCCCACACACCCUCCCAGAAAAAGACGAGGGAAAAAGCACAGAGCCCGUAGACGUACUCAAUGAUAUUGGUAACAUGCUGGCCAACCUCACGGACGAACUAGACGCGAUGCUGGAAGAAGAGAAACGUCAAGGUCUCACCGACUCGUAAAAAAACGCGGAAUAGAGAUGUGUCUAGAAACCGGUAAAUUGUUUAUGCAUUUACUAAAAUUAAAAAAUUCUUUAGUGGGUUUCUAGAUUUUCUUUAUUCGAAACAUUUUUAUAAAGUAUGAAUUGAAUUUUGAUGAAAAAUCGAAUUGAUUUUAAAUUUAAUUCCAAAGACAUUUCCUAUCAUGGUUUAUGAAAUAAAUUGGGAUUAUUAGUAUGUUAUCAAAUUCUGACCAUUUUGGACCUUAAAAAAAUAGAUAGUUUACAUCGGCAAUAAUAUAAGCAAUCAUGUUAUGUAUCAUUUGAAACAAAUACGAAAAUUUAUAUCUCCACAAAAUCGCAUCUUGCCAAUAGGUACCUAUAUAAGUAUAAUUGUGUAAACAAAUAAAUCACACCUGCCUGUAUUGCAAUACAAAUAAUACUUUUAUAUAUAAAUAUGAUGUGUUACAAACUGUAAUCUAUUCCGUUAUAGAAUAUGAUCUAUAACACUGCGAAGUAGUUGAUCAAAAUAGAUUACUCAUAUUAACUUUCUUUAAGGCUUGUUUGCCGAAGCAUCUUUGUGUAAAUAAAACUUAUAAAAGUGAUUAGUUUCCUCUCUUAAUUUUUAUUUAAAAUUGUGUGUUUAUAUUGUUCUUUAUUAUGUAUUUAAAUUUAUUAACGAUAGUUCCUUGUUUAACAUUUAAAAAUACAUAUAUGUGUUUCGUUUCAUUAAAAAUUAGAUAUAGACGAAUCCAAAAACAGAUGAAAGUGUCUAUUUUUGUAAAUAUUGUUUUACUUAAAUUAUGACAUAAUAGAUACAAAUAUUAUCCAGUAGCUAGAUUUCCAUGUACAAUAAAAUUGUAGAGUACUUGGGUAUGAUGUAGGAUUUAUUAGUUAGAAUUUAUACAAAAUAUUAGCACUAGUUAUAGAGUGACAUUAGGGGUUAUUAUUAUGACAAAAUGUAUCAUAGACAUUCGUAUAAAAUAGCGAUAGACCUCAUAGUAAUUGUAUAACACAACCUCUGUAUACAUGGACAUGCUCAUUCGCUUCACACUUCCAAGUUUUUUUUUUAUUUAAACCUUUGGCUUUGGCAACACAGUAUCAGCUUUCGAUCUGGCAAUCAAGCUCUACUGUUAAAAGAACUCCUAAACAUGUUUCUUACGUUUGUAUACAAAAUUAAAAUACUACCAAAAAAAAUACGAUCUCCUGUACUUUGUAACUUUUCCAUGUCCACAUAGAACGUGAUAUCUAGCGGCCAUACAAUAAAAUAUAUAGGUAAUCGAAGGUAGUAUUCACAACAAUAGUGAUGUGACAAUGGCACCGGUUUAUCGGUUUUUGUGACAGUUGUCGCAUCACUGUAGCUGUCGAUAUAGUUAUGUUUAACACUGCCUUACCUAUUAGAUACUCGUGAUACUAACAUCUUGUACGUAAACAAAAUAACUUUCAUACUAAAACGUAGCGCAAUAUGAAGUACGCAUUAAGCUUAACUCUGUAAAUAUCUGUAAUAGAAAUCAGUGUUUCUACAUUUAUAAUUCAGUCUUCUUUAAUAACAGCUCGUAUUUAGAAGUUUUGUAUACCUGCCUAUGAUAAGAUAGAAAUGUAACCCUUGUUUAGCCGUCACACUAUUUCUUAUGUGGCCAGAUAAUAAGAAAUCUUGGAAAACUUUAACUAAUAACAUAUUUGAUGAUAGAAUGGAACCUCGAUUGUCUAAACUACUAUACUUGAUUAUCUGAACCAACUCCAUGUGAUCUUUUUUUGACAUCUGUAUGUUGCUAUCCAGAAGCGUACAUUUGGUUGGCAUAGAUAAUUGGUAUUCUACAUUCUGUACCUUAUUAUAAGUACUCGUAUUUUGUCUCUGGGCAUUACACGAUGUAGUUUCGCUACUGAAAGUUUCAUUGUUAAAUCAUUGCAAACACAAAAAUGCAAGACGAAAUGUUUGGUUCUUCUUUCAUAUUUUGAUGUAAGUUUUUAAAAGUUCCCAACUGUGGUCCAAACUGAACUCGAAUAUCCUCGUCCACGUGUAUAUGAUUUGAAUUUCGUGGCAAGUUAUUUUUAUAAAUGGGAAAAAAACUCAAACACAGCCAAAAAAACCUUGAUAUUCAAACUUAAUUAGUAGGUACUGGACUAGGUGCGUUUACGGUACCUUUUACUCCAUCAUUUUAUUCUUCAUUCUUUGGGAAAGUCAUUAUAUAUAGUGCGACAUAAAAUAGUAGAAAUAAAAUAAAAUAGAACUAAAAAUUUACAAUUGGCGAGAGGUCGCACAGGACCGAGAAAAGUGGCGGUGUCUUGUGUCCGAGGCCAAGUCUCAUUUUGGGUCGCUGAGUCAACGGAGUAAAUAAGUACUUAAGUAAAAAAUUACAUACUAAAUUGUCACCAUGUAAGCAUUUUACGUCAUUAAUGUGACAGUUAGGGGUCAUCGAUUAAUUACGUCACACGUUUUGGGGCGGGAGGGGGUCAAGAAAAUGUCACAUGUUGUGACAUGGGGGAGGGGGGAAUCACAAAAAUUGUGACGUCAUUUUACGUACUCAUCACUAUUCAUCAGAAAUCGAAAAUUUAUUAAUAUUUUUUUAUUCGCUGUACAUUUAAAUAAUGAGGUUUUGGAAGUAGGUAAUUUUCGUUCCUAAUUGGUUUUGUGUUAUAAAAUUACUAAUAUUUCUUUUACCAAAAAUUUUUUUUUAAUAAAAAAAUAAUGCCUAGUUAGUACCUAUUGCAGAUUUCGUUGAAAAUAAAAUUGCCUAAAAUGUGACGUCACUCCAGGUGAGGAGGGAUUUGCAAAAUGUGACCAAGUGUGACAAGGAGGGGAGGGGUCAAAAAACCUAGAAAUUCAUGUGACGUAAUUAAUGGAUGAUCCCUUACGUAGGAAGUGGCGCCCUCAAUAAUGUUCUACAAUUUCUUGUCGGACUACCAUUUAUUUCAUCUUUUUUUUGUCGUUCUUUGGGAAUAAUAGCAUGACUAUUAUAGUUACAAACUUUCAGUAGCUAAGCUAUAUUUUAUUCAAUAACUGGAAGGUGCUAGACCUGUUACAGGAGUAUUUUAAUUUUCGCAAAUUACUAUCAACACGUUCUGCGUCGAACUAGUCAAAAUUAUCGAGUGACGGCAACUGAAAGCCAUGUUCUAAUGAAGCAGCUUACAUUCUUAUUUAUAGUUGAGUUCUUAUUUGAAUAAAUAUAUUUGUAAUAUUCUAUAA
Molecule: messenger RNA, 6058 nt
Organism: Cydia fagiglandana
Lineage: Eukaryota; Metazoa; Arthropoda; Insecta; Lepidoptera; Tortricidae
Gene: ckn
Product: caskin-2
Exons: 11
Coding region: 305-2896 (863 amino acids)
Biological process (GO): axonogenesis; cell surface receptor protein tyrosine phosphatase signaling pathway
Cellular component (GO): focal adhesion; axon
Molecular function (GO): signaling adaptor activity; protein phosphatase binding
Source: RefSeq, a predicted model, not a curated record